AUGGCCCUCCAUGCUGCACACCGUCGUGCGCUUUACCUUCAUCACGCGAAGCACUUGUCUCAGUACUCUGAUGCACAUGAUUACUAUCGACUAAUGAUGUGGUGUCACGAUCAACACAUUUUUAUCCACCCGACUGUCCGGAUUCAUAGACGACCAUCACCCUAUCGUGACCACGCGUUCGUUGUCACCGAAGAUGUGGAUCGGUUAACACCGCUUUUCGCUAUUCCAGAGGCACUUGCCAUCGGUUUUAAAGAUACAAGUGAGGCAGAGAAUAAUCUACGGGACGAGGAGAGGGAAAAGGAGUUUAAUAAGUUGAAUACGGGAGAGCAAAGCGAUGCGGACAUAUGCCAGUUCUUCUUUGACUCACUGGGUAUGAUUGUGUCUGAUCUCAUAACUUCUAUAGGCAGCCCAUUGACUGAUCCUCGCUGGGCCUUCGCUGAGCUUCUGGGAAGGGUCCGGUCCAUGAAGAACGCCCCAUACUUUGAAGACGAUGUGGUACUAGACGCAGAAGCUACAGGUCUGGCGGAUGUGCUUCUACAGAUGAUACGGAAUUAUAUCAACGGUGGUCCCCUUGUGGGUAAAGUUGACAGAGCUCAGUUAAGGUGGGCAGUGAGUACUUGUUUAUCGCACUCCACUCCGCUAGUGAUUGGGGCGACACGCUCAAUUGGAAUUAUUCCAAUGGUGCACUUAUUUCCGCAUGGGGGGAAGAACACAAAUUCGCUUGUUGUUGCGCGGACGUCCCAACAAUCGUCUGCUACACGCAUGGCUGCAUACUUUGCGCGACAUCACCAGUACGACUUCAUGUGUGAGCAAGACGGAAAGUGGAUUUACGUCGUCCCCGCCAGGGCGCUCAGGGCAGGUGAAGAGAUUUGUAUGCAGACAAUGGCACCUGUCUGUGGAAAGGACUCCGAAGCAGAAAAAAUGUGGCGUUUGUCGUGUGGUACGCCACCCGAGGAUUACGUACCCUCAGCGGCUGUGGCUCACCAACAAGAUAUUAUCACGAAUGAACUCAUCCGAAAAGGUGAACAAAUUAUCUCCACAGAGUACGGCAAGUAG
This is a messenger RNA of Trypanosoma brucei brucei TREU927, 1056 nucleotides long. RefSeq lists its product as hypothetical. The record is from RefSeq and is a predicted model, not a curated record. The transcript has a single exon. Bases 1 to 1056 code for a protein of 351 amino acids. NCBI's taxonomy places the organism in Eukaryota, Euglenozoa, Kinetoplastea, Trypanosomatida, Trypanosomatidae.